This is a messenger RNA of Wyeomyia smithii (pitcher-plant mosquito), 1296 nucleotides long. RefSeq lists its product as uncharacterized. The record is from RefSeq and is a predicted model, not a curated record. Lineage: Eukaryota; Metazoa; Arthropoda; Insecta; Diptera; Culicidae. The transcript has a single exon. The coding region runs from base 1 to 1296 and encodes 431 amino acids.
AUGGCAGUUAGAAGUACUCAGGCAAAUGCUAAUGCUAGCUUCAAAGUCACCUGGAAGAACGGUAGGUCUUCAAGCCAGGUGGAUCAUAUACUAACGUCCUCUGAUUCUACUCUAUUCCUCACCCAUAUGCGAUGUACUCAACCCCACAUCGUUACUGAUCAUAAGCUUUUGCUUUGUGAUAUAGGAGAGAGAAAACAACCUAUUGCUCCGAAACAUAUGGUUCCCACACAAGUCCUGUCUAAACAUAAACGAAAGCCACAAGUCGACGUGUCCCACUUGAGAGAAGAAAAUCUUAGGAAACGAUUUGAAGAAGAACUAGUAAAAACCAGUCGUCCUUGUCCAGCCAACAAUGAAACCAUCCAAAAUAGUUGGAAACGCUUGUGUGAAAAAAUCAAUAAAAGUGUCGAUACUGUAUUAAGAGCUAAAACCCGUUUACAUGUGGAUCGGGAUUGUCGUUUGGCACAGGCACAUGUAAAACGUUGUGCUUUUUGGGCAGGCUAUUCUUAUCAGCCAAAAUGGAAGUACAGACUGAUUGAAGCGAAAGAAACCCUAAGACGCAAUCUACGAGAGUACGAAGAGCGGCAAAUUACAGAUUUUUUCAAAAGUCUCAACAGCUAUCCAGCCGGAGACCGCAUCAACAAGACAUACAAGUUUUUGAAAAAUUAUAAGAAGCGAAAAAACUUUCGCGGCUAUGUCUCUAAUAUUCGCAAUAGUGAUUGGGUUGAUGAGUCAAAUGACGCAUGCCUUAUCCCGAAAUUGCUUGACGAGCCUUCGACUGAAUCCUUACCGGAUCCACCUUCCGUAUCGGAUGUUACACGGAUUGUCCUAGGCUUGAAGAAUGGGAAAACUCCGGGCCUAGAUGGGUUAUACGCUGAAUACUUCAAGUACGCUGAUUCUCAAGCCAUUCUUGAGUUGCACCAGAUGCUGUGUCGGGUUUGGACUGAAAACAUUCAUCCAACUGAAUGGAAACAUACGAUUGUUGUACCGAUUCCGAAGAUCAAAAAUCCGAAGUGUGUGAAGGAUUACAGACGAAUAUGUCUGAGCAGUGUGGCCUAUAAAAUAUAUGCCAUUUGGUUGCUAGAGAAGCUACAAAAUAUAAUUGGCCCCUUGGGUGUUCACCAAGCUGCAUUUUUAAUAGGUCAUUCAACAAUUGAUCACCUUCACGUCGUUCAGAGAGUUUUACAGGAAAACUGGAACGCGGGAAACCCAUUGAUUGUGAUGUCACUAGAUAUUGAGAAGGCAUUUGAUAGAGUGUCCCUAACGUCGUUACCUGCUAUACUUCGAGGUAUUAUUUAG